ACGAGCCAGCGAUAGCGAUAGCAGCCCAUGUGGAGUGAGCAGCAGCGCCCAGAGGGUCAUUCCUCUCAACAUCUAAGAGCUGCACUGGAUAAACCAACUAGGCUACACACGAAAUGAAAAAGAUACUUGAGAUAAGAUCACAGUGUGUAUCCAUUUCUCGAAAAAUCGAAUCGUGAGUUGAUAUUGCUUUCAAAUUAAGAAAUAGCCUAAUCACUCAUCGAGACGGGCGAACAGACACUUUGGACCAAACGACAUCCCUCGUUGUAUCAGAUUAAGAGUUGACGAGACCUGUUUCUCUGUCUGGAACUAUCGGCUUGAUCUGCUGAGAAAUCACUUUCAUCUCACGCCCACGAUCUGCGAUACUUUCUCGCCUGCAACUGAGACCAUGCAAGAAAGAUUGCAAUAUGUUUCGCCUAGUUGAAAACGGACUACAAAUUUAAUUGUGGAUUACGACUCACGGAGAAGCCUUUUUUGGUAGGCUGCACUUCGGGAGUUCGGCUUCCUCUUGCCCGUGUGAUUUCCCUCCGGUUCCGCUGCUGAGCUCUGUCUCACGCCGUGGUGGAGGGCUCCAUGCUGCCGCAAAGGGAGAGGAGAGAAGCGCGAUCCCGUGCUGGAUGGAUGGUUAUGGGGAAAGGCGCAGGACUUUCGGCGCUUGAAGUCGGCAAGAUCCUCACAAUAUUUCUUUACCUCUUCCCUGCAGUGAGCUUGCAGUGCAGGAUCCUGAAGUGUAACUCGGAGUUCCUGGUGUCGACGUCCAGCUCAGGCGCGGAGGAGCUGUUCUGCAGCGCCCUGCGCGCCUACAACACCUGUGUCCGCCGGACCGCCCGAACCUGCCGGGGGGACCUGGCCUACCACUCGGCCCAGCACGGCAUCGAGGACCUGAUGAGGCAGCACAACUGCUCCCGCGAGGGCCCCACGUCCCAGCCCCGGCCCCGGACCCCGGCCCCGCCCCGCCCGGGGGACAGCCAGGAGCGCUCCGACGGCCCCGAGGUCUGCCACUACGAACGCGGCUUCGGACGCCACUCCACGCCCCCAAACUACACCCACUGCGGCUUUUUUGGGGACCCCCACCUCCGCACCUUCAGCGACGACUUCCAGACCUGCAAGGUGGAGGGAGCCUGGCCUCUCGUUCACAACAAGUACCUGUCCGUGCAGGUGACCAACACGCCAGUCCUGCCAGGGUCCCCUGCCACAGCUACCAGUAAGCUGACCAUCAUCUUCAAGAACUCGCAGGAGUGCGUGGACCAGAAGAUGUACCACGCCGAGACGGACGAGCUGCCGGCGGCCUUCGCGGACGGCUCGCGGAACGGGGGCGAGCGGCACGGCGGGAACGCGCUCCGCGUGGUGGAGAAGGUCCCGGGCCAGCACGUGGAGAUCCAGGCCCGCUACAUCGGCACCACCAUAGUGGUGCGGCAGGUGGGCCGCUACCUCACCUUCGCCGUGCGCAUGCCGGAGGAAGUGGCGACCGCGGCGGAGGACGGAGACGACCAGGACCUCUACCUGUGCCUGCACGGCUGCCCGCACAACCAGCGCAUCGACUUCCAGGACCCCGCGGGCCAGGGGACGGGGGCCCCGCCCCACGGCUUCACCUACCAGUCGGCCACGGCCAAGUGUCGAGAGCGCCUCCCGGUGGAGGACCUGUACUUCCAGUCCUGCGUCUUCGACCUGAUCUCGUCCGGCGACGUCAACUUCACCCUGGCCGCCUACUACGCCUUCGAGGACGCCAAGAUGCUCCACUCCAACAAGGACAGGCACCACAUCUUCGCGGGGUCCAGGAACGCAGGGAGCUCCGCCCACCGGGCGUCCUCCGUCGCGUCGUUGGCCGUUCUGCUCCUCCUGGCGCUGCUGCCGUGGGUAUGACGCUCCGGCGUCCCCGCCUGUAAGGCCGUGUUUGUGUGUCUGGUUGGGAGCGUGGUGCUGGUCGUGCGAUGGAAAGCCGAGGAACUCUACAGAAUGUUUCCGGGAUGUUCCGUCUCGCCGCACAGGGUCCCUGGCUCCUCCACUCUCAUCGGCCUCAGGGGGGGAGAGUGGGGGGGGGGUCGCCGUGUUUCAAGUGCAAUCCAGACCUGUCCGUCAGCCAUCGGCUUGUCUCUCAUCGUGUGUUCUUCGUGGUGCGGACAGUGGGAAGAGGGACGGACCGUGCGAGUGAAACUCAGCCGUCUGGCAUUUGGAUGUGCUCUACAAGCGGAGGGGGAGAGACUUUACAGAAGUGUGUGUGUGUGUGUGUGUGUGUGUGAUGUUGCCUCUUGCUGGGACUAGCAGAAGGAUCCGUCCGUGGCAGCCUGCAAUGGAGUGGAACUUCUGACAGGAUGUAUUUAUUAAAAAAAUGUUUUACCUUAUAGUGAGGGAAAUGAGGCCAUGGAUGUGCGUGAUUGGGUGUGUGCGUAUGCGCAGAUCGGCGCAUGUGUGCUCAUACACGCGUGCGUGCCAUACGUGCUUGUGUGUGCGUAUGCACAUAUUUGUAUAUGCGCACUUGUGUGUGCUGAUACAUGUGAGUGUGCAUGGGUAUGUGUGUGUGUGUGUGCGUGUGUGCGAGUGUGUGAAUUCAGAAAGGGUCGAGUUUGGGGAGGAGUCCCUGUGGUGUGAGCGGGGCGGGGUGUGUGAAGUGAGGUCACAUGACCCCACUCCCAGCAUGCUGCUGUCCUGGAGCGUGUGUCCUGCUCGCACGCUCCACGGCUCUGGACCAGAACGGGGCCAUGUUUCCACAAGCCUGUCUGUUACACCCAGGCUUCUAAUAAAAAGCCAAGGGUCAGUCAGACCUGCGUCCUUCUGC
This is a messenger RNA of Conger conger (European conger), 2773 nucleotides long. It is a transcript of the gene rgma, whose product is annotated as repulsive guidance molecule BMP co-receptor a. The coding region runs from base 571 to 1860 and encodes 429 amino acids. Gene Ontology annotation, biological process: BMP signaling pathway. The transcript has 4 exons. Lineage: Eukaryota; Metazoa; Chordata; Actinopteri; Anguilliformes; Congridae. Gene Ontology annotation, molecular function: coreceptor activity. The record is from RefSeq and is a predicted model, not a curated record. Gene Ontology annotation, cellular component: plasma membrane.